UAGUACUCUGAUCAAUCUCAUUUUCCCCAAGAGACGGAUAUAAUAAAACCCAGAUACGAUGCGGUUGUUAAGUCGAGCGGUGUUGCGGGCCACGAUGAGACACCGCUGUCGCUACUUUUCUGUGGCACAAAACAACUGGAACGCCAGAAAAGGUCUGGUACUCGGUGUUUACGAGAGAGAGAAGGAGGACGAGUCUCUCCGUCUAACUGAAGCAGCAGCCGGUGUCGACAGAGUUCUGUCUGGUAAACUGACUGAGCUGUUAAAGAUAUCAGGACCAGGUCUGAAGAAAGGGAAGAGCAGAAUAUUUUACGGUCUUCAUGAGGACUUCCCAUGCAUAGCAGUAGUAGGACUAGGGAGGAACUCUCUGGGUGUGUGUGGAACAGAGUACUGGGACACCUGUAAGGAGAACAUCAGGGCUGCGAUAGCAGGAGGCUGCCGGGUUCUCCAGGACCAUGCGUUGACCCAUAUAGAGGUGGACGGGUGUAAUAACAGCCAGUCAGCAGCAGAGGGAGCUGUUCUGGGGCUGUUUACUUACGAUGACCUGAAAACCAAGAAGAAGAUCAGAGUCACCACACAGCUGCACGGCAGUGGGUGUGUGUCUGGCUGGGAGAAGGGCGUGUUGUACGGAGAAGGGCAGAACCUGGCCCGUUACCUGAUGGAAGCUCCAGCCAAUCAUGUCACUCCGUCAGUCUUCGCUGACACCAUCACAAACAGACUGGCUCCCUACGCCGACCACGUCACCGUCCAUAAGAGGUCUCAAGAGUGGAUCGAGGAGCAGCAGAUGGGAGCGUUCCUCAGUGUUUCUAAAGGCUCAGAGGAACCGCCUGUCUUCCUGGAGCUGCACUACAACGGUUGUCCUGAACACACACAGGGUCCUCUACUGCUGGUGGGCAAGGGCAUCACCUUUGACAGUGGUGGGAUCAGUCUAAAGCCUUCGUCAGGUAUGGACGCUAUGAGGGCUGAUAUGGGAGGAGCCGCCACUGUGUGUUCCGCCAUCGUCACGGCAGCAGCCCUCAACCUGCCAAUCAACAUCAUAGGUCUAGCACCUCUCUGUGAGAACAUGCCCAGUGGGAAAGCCAACAAGCCUGGAGACGUCGUCACCGCCAAGAACGGCAAAACCAUACAGGUGGACAACACGGACGCAGAGGGACGGUUGAUCCUAGCAGAUGCUCUCUGUUACGCUCACAGCUUCAACCCCCGGGCCAUCGUCAACGCUGCUACCCUCACUGGAGCGAUGGACGUUGCUCUGGGCUCAGCAGCCACGGGAGUCUUCACCAACUCUGACUGGCUCUGGGAGCAGCUUCACAAGGCCAGUGUGGUAACAGGGGACCGGGUGUGGAGGAUGCCGUUGUUUCAACAUUACACCAGACAGGUCACUGACUGCCAGCUGGCCGACCUCAACAACGUGGGCAAGUACAGCCGUUCUGGCGGAGCCUGCACGGCGGCAGCGUUUCUGAGGGAGUUUGUGACGGCCCCUCAUUGGGCGCACCUGGACAUCGCCGGGGUGAUGACCAAUAAGGACGAGGUUCCCUACCUGAAGAAAGGAAUGUCUGGGCGACCGACACGAACACUGGUAGAGUUCGCUGCUGGACUGGCCAACCAAGCCUGAAGACACACACACCACAUCUACACACACGGAGCUGGCUGGAGAAGGAUUAUUCUGUAGAGACAGAGACUGUGGUACUGUGUAGAAUCACAGAUUGCUUCCCAAGUAGCACCCUAUUCCCUACCCAUUGGACUGGUCAAAAGUAGUGCACUACCCACAGGACCGGUGAAAAGUAGUGCACUAUAUAUAUAGGGAAUAGGCCCUUUUUGUCCACUACCCACCGGACCGGUCAAAAGUAGUGCACUACCCACAGGACCGGUGAAAAGUAGUGCACUAUAUAUAUAGGGAAUAGGCCCUUUUUGUCCACUACCCACCGGACCGGUCAAAAGUAGUGCACUACCCACCGGACUGGUGAAAAGUAGUGCACUAUAUACAUAGGGAAUAGGCCCUUUUUGUCCACUACCCAUUGAACUGGUCUAAAGUAGUGCACUAUAUAGGGAAUAGGGUGCCAUUUGGGAUGUAUCCUGAGUUAUCUGGUAGUAGCCUGCUGUGCAUAGAGGGCUGAAGAGGACAUUUCCACCCCCGUGCCCCCUGCCCCCGUGCCCCAGCACAUGUAACUAAAUCCCUCUCUAGCCUAGUUUAUAGCCUACAUACGUAUGCAUUGAGAAACUGAAUUUUCAUGUAAAUGGACAAAGUAUAUCGUAUCCUACCCUUACAAAAAAAGAUUGCAGUCAGAGUGCAGUGUAACUGCAUCCAAAAUAAGUUAUUUUUUACUGCAGUAAUUUUCCUCUGCAAUUACUGUUUCCAAAAUACCACUUGUCGACUGGAAUCUUAUUUUGUAACGGUAACUACAAGUAGCUAUGCAGAAUGUUGUUGCGUAGCAAAACUACGCAGCCCUGCAAUUUAUAACCGGAUGCAAGAACGCUCUUUUGCGUAGCGUUCUUGCGUUACAUACGUAGAGUAAAAACUAGGCUUCAGUGACAGUCAGUAAACCAACCUCUGUCCGGUAGUUGUGGGAGAAACG
Molecule: messenger RNA, 2570 nt
Organism: Salvelinus fontinalis (brook trout)
Lineage: Eukaryota; Metazoa; Chordata; Actinopteri; Salmoniformes; Salmonidae
Product: cytosol aminopeptidase-like
Exons: 15
Coding region: 59-1609 (516 amino acids)
Biological process (GO): proteolysis
Cellular component (GO): cytoplasm
Molecular function (GO): manganese ion binding; metalloaminopeptidase activity
Source: RefSeq, a predicted model, not a curated record